Molecule: messenger RNA, 1820 nt
Organism: Paramuricea clavata
Lineage: Eukaryota; Metazoa; Cnidaria; Anthozoa; Malacalcyonacea; Plexauridae
Source: the annotation of a GenBank genome assembly
AAAAAUGCUAUUCAAAACAACUAAGAGAAAGACUCUUAGCUCAGGAAGAACUAGACCUGGCUAAGACCCUCAGAAUAGCAAGAAGUAGCGAAAGCGCCAUAAAAGAAGCACGACUCCUUUCUGGUUAUGAAACAAGAGACAACAUCAUUAACAUUGACCGGCUGAAUAAGCCUGACAAGCGAAAUAGGAAUUACAAUAGUGAAAAUUUCAAGUGCUAUAGGUGUGGCGGCGUGGGCCACAAGCCAUCAGAUUGUCGAGCCAUAAGUAUGAAAUGUAAUAACUGUCAAAGGUUAGGAGAUUUUGCUCGAGUAUGUCGCUCGAAGAGUGUAUCUCGAAAGCCGUAUGAAUCUCAAAAGACUUCGAGUAAAAAGACGAAAGCGUAUAGACACGUACGUGUAAUUCGACGCAAAGAUUCAGAUAGUAAUGAAUCGUGCAUUGAAAGCGAAUCCGAAGACGAACAGAUUCUGUUCAUGGAAGGGCAAGACAGUCCUGUCCAGAUUACAAUCAAUUGUCGCAAGAUAAAGAUGGUCGCCGACACCGGUUGUAGGCAGAACAUUAUUGCUUCCCAGUUGUAUACAGAGCAAUUCAAAGAAUACCCACUCGAAAGCACAACCAAACAGUUUGUGGCAUAUGGUCAGAAGGUACCGCUAACCUGCCUUGGUCGAUUUAAAGCCAGUUUGAAAGCAGGUAUCAUGACUAUUCAUAGCUUUGUGUACGUAAUUAAAGGCCAAGCCGAGUCGCUGCUCGGGAGAAAAAGCUCUUUUGACUUCGGAAUAUUCAAACAAGUCAAAUUUUUUUGUGAGCCCCCUCGAUAAGCAUGGCCUUUGGGGCAAACAGCUAAAUAAAGUUUAUAUAAAAAACCCCCCCAAAAAACAAGUCAAAUUUGUGAAGCAGACUAACUCUAACUCUAAGAAGAUUAAUGACCCAAGAUUGAACUCAUUAGUUAAUGAAUAUAAUGACUUGUUUCACGGGUUAGGUCAAAUUACAAAUUAUUCGCAUAAAAUUAAACUAGAUCCAAAUGUUAAACCAGUAAGCCAACGCCUGCGAAGAAUUCCCUUAGUCAAAUAGAGCAGGUUAAUGAUGAAAUUGAUAAAAUGUUGAAGGAUGACGUCAUUGAAGAGGUACCCGAACCAAGCCCUUGGGUUUCAAAUCUUGUAGUGGUGCCUAAGGCAUCAGGAGGUUUAAGGGUUUACUGUGAUUUUAGAGAGUUAUAUAAAGCCAUUGUAAGGGAACAAUAUGUCCUUCCCAAAGUAGAAGACACUUUGGAUGCCCUAAAUGGCUCAAAAUAUUUUGCAAAAAUUGAUGCAAGAAGCGGAUUUUUCCAAUUAACGCUGUCAGAGGAAUGUAGAUAUUUGACAACGUUUAUAACAAACGAAGGCUGCUUUCGUUUCAAGUAUGUUCCGUUUGGGUUAAGCGAUAUCAGCGAAACCUUCCAAAAAGUCAUAGAAGAAAUUUUGUUCGGCCUAAAAGGGGUAGAAAUCUCGGUAGAUGACGUCAUCGUGCAUGCAGUAACGAUAUAUCAAUUAAUAAGUAGGCUGCACGAGGUAUUUGAAAGGUGUAGGGAACGUAACUUAAAGUUAAACCCUAAAAAGUGCGAGUUUGGGCUUACCCAAAUACCGGUGUUGGGUCAUGUCGUUUCAGCCAAAGGUAUUCAACCAGACCCGGUGAAAACAAAAGCAAUUCAAGAGACUCCCCCUCCUGCCAACGUUGCAGAAUUGAGAUCAUUUUUACGCGUUUGUGGCUAUGUAUCGAAGUUUAUACCGAAUUACGCCGAGCUGGUUGAACCCCUUAGGCGGCUGACAAGGCAAGGCACUAACUGA